Molecule: messenger RNA, 477 nt
Organism: Amaranthus tricolor (Joseph's coat)
Lineage: Eukaryota; Viridiplantae; Streptophyta; Magnoliopsida; Caryophyllales; Amaranthaceae
Exons: 2
Coding region: 1-477 (158 amino acids)
Source: RefSeq, a predicted model, not a curated record
AUGAAGGCCAACAUCACUACCAACAAAACUCCUACUACUUCGAAGAUGAUUUUCAAUGAAAAGUUGGGAAAUGUCAUCCAAUACCCUCAUGAUGAUCCAAUUGUCCUAACUCUGAAAGUAGGACAAAUGAAUGUAAGAAGAGUGCUCGUGGACACUAGUAGUACUGCUGAACUUGUCACCAUGGACUGCUUAAGAAAACUAAAAUAUGAAACUCAUCACCUAGAGCCUCUUGAUAGACCCUUAGGAAAUAAAGGAAAUGGAAGGUCCAUUAUGGUGAGAUUUACUGUUAUUGACAUCAAGUUCCCGUAUAAUGUCAUUAUGGGCAUCCCUUUGAUCAAAAAAGUUAAAACUGUCAUUUCCACUCAUCAACUCCUCCUCCAAUAUGAGAAGGAUGAUGGGAGUGUUGGGAUCCUUCAAGGGGACCAAAAGGUUGCACGGGAAUGUCAAAUCAACACUUUAAAGAUAGAAAUGUCUUGA